AUGGCCAACAUCACCAAGAAAGUUUCGUGGUCCAGUCGAGCCGAAGAGUCCUUGUCAGCCGCGGAGGGAACGCAACUCUUGAACGGGUCCGAGCAUCCCCAAACUUCCAGACAGCUGUCUGGACGAGGCAGCUUUUUUCAAAUAGGCAGACUGAGCACGGUGGAUUUGGAAGAAGAGAUAACAUCAGAGGAGGAUUAUUUUAGGGGUCUGCCCAAAGAGAUCCCUCACAAUGAGAAGCUGCUGUCACUGAAGUAUGAGAGUUUGGAUUAUGACAACAUUGAGAACCAGUUGUUUCUGGAGGAGGAGCGAAGGAUGAGUCACAUACGUUUCCGUUGUGUGGAGAUCAGUCGAUGGGUCAUCUGUGGUCUGAUUGGCUUUGUGACCGGCCUCAUUGCUUGUUUCAUAGACAUCGUGGUCGAGCAGCUGGCUGGGUUCAAGUACCAAGCCAUCAAAAACAACAUCGAGAGCUUUACAGAAGUUGGCGGCCUGUCUGUCUCUCUCAUCCUCUGGGCCGUUCUCAACAUCGCCUUUGUCAUGGUGGGGUCCAUCAUGGUAGCUUUUUUCGAGCCAGUAGCAGCAGGAAGUGGUAUUCCACAGAUCAAAUGUUACUUGAAUGGAGUUAAGAUGCCUCGGGUCGUCCGACUUAAGACGCUGAUGAUCAAAGUGUGUGGUGUUAUCUGUUCAGUGGUCGGAGGUCUUGCUGUUGGAAAAGAAGGUCCCAUGAUUCACUCUGGUGCUGUUGUAGCUGCAGGAGUCUCACAGGGCAGAAGCACAUCUUUAAAGAGAGACUUUAAGCUCUUUGAAUACUUCAGGAGAGACACAGAAAAAAGAGACUUUGUUUCUGCUGGAGCUGCUGCCGGAGUUUCAGCUGCUUUUGGAGCACCAGUCGGGGGAGUUCUUUUCUCUCUCGAAGAAGGAGCUUCAUUCUGGAACCAGAUGUUGACAUGGAGGAUGUUCUUUGCAUCCAUGAUCUCUACCUUCACCCUGAACUUUUUCCUGGGUGUCUAUAAGCACAGUACAGGAGACCUUUCCAGCAAGCGCCUUAUCAAUUUUGGAGGCUUUGAGAGUGAUAGUGUUGCCUACAACCUAUAUGAGAUCCCCUUGUUCAUCGCAAUGGGUGCUUUGGGUGGUUUGCUGGGAGCUCUAUUCAAUGUUCUUAACUACUGGUUGACUAUCUUCAGGAUCAGGUACGUCCACCGCCCAUGUUUGCAAGUGUUGGAGGCCAUGUUGGUUGCUGCGGUGACUGCGACAGUGUCCUUCACUAUGAUCUACUUUUCGAACGACUGUCAGCCCCUGGGACCUGAGAACUCUGAGGACUACCCCCUGCAGCUGUUCUGUGCAGAUGGGGAGUAUAACGCCAUGGCCACAGCAUUCUUCAACACUCCUGAAAGAAGUGUCCGCAAUCUGUUCCAUAACCCGCCAGGAUCCUACAAUCCCCUGACCCUGAGCUUGUUCACUCUGACUUAUUUCUUCCUGGCAUGUUGGACUUACGGCUUGUCUGUGUCUGCUGGAGUCUUCAUCCCGUCUUUGUUGAUCGGAGCAGCUUGGGGGAGGCUGUUGGGUAUUAUGUUGGCCGCCAUCGCUUCCCAUAACUCGAUCUGGGCUGAUCCUGGUAAAUAUGCGUUGAUUGGAGCUGCAGCUCAGUUAGGCGGUAUCGUGAGGAUGACACUGAGUUUGACAGUCAUCCUGGUGGAGGCCACAGGAAAUGUGACCUAUGGCCUUCCCAUCAUGCUUGUCCUCAUGACAGCCAAGAUCGUAGGUGACUACUUCAUAGAGGGUCUGUACGAUAUCCACAUUAAGCUGCAGAGCGUUCCCUUUCUACACUGGGAGGCUCCUGCCACCUCCCACUGGCUGACUGCGAGAGAGGUGAUGAGUUCUCCAGUCACCUGUCUGAAUAGGAUAGAGAAGGUGGGAGCUGUGGUAGACAUCCUGAGCAACACUUCAACCAAUCACAAUGGCUUCCCUGUCGUCGUGCGUGUUGGUAGCAGUGAUGAGCCUGAGAAGCUCUGUGGCCUUAUCCUUCGCUCUCAGCUUAUUGUUCUUCUCAAACACAAGGUGUUUGUGGAGUUGGCCCAAUCUCGGCUAUAUCAGAGGAAGCUCCAGCUGAAGGACUUCAGGGAUGCCUAUCCCCGCUUCCCCCCAAUCCAGAGCAUCCAUGUUUCCCAGGAUGAGCGGGAGUGCAUGAUGGACCUCACAGAGUUCAUGAAUCCCACACCUUACACUGUGCCAGAGGAAACAUCUCUGCCUCGUGUCUUUAAGCUCUUCAGAGCACUGGGACUGAGACACUUGGUGGUUGUGGAUGACGAGAACAGGGUUGUUGGACUGGUGACCCGGAAAGACUUGGCCAGAUAUCAUCUCGGUAGACAUGGACUGGAGGAGCUCCAGCUGGCUCAGACAUAGUACAGACGCACAUGAUCACGUUCACGUGAUGCCUUGUAAGCUAACAGUCAGCUGGGCACCUCGGCACGGAGCGCCGUCUCCUCAGCAGGUUGCAUUUAAAAAUCACAGCUACCAUUAUGAUUAAAGUAGGAAGAAUAUAUCAGCCUGUUACCCACAAAUCUCUUUCUGAAACACAACCUGAGGUCACUGGUUUGCUUGGAAAUUUUUUCCAAGUCUUUCCUAGACUUUUUUCAAUUUGUUGGGUGGCUGCUGUACAUUCAAACGGUACUUUUGCCUUUUUCUGCCUCAACAUCAGCUCUGCGUACGGUAAUGUUGACACAGAAUUGUUGCCUUUUUGAGAUUUUUUUUUCUUCUCUUAUUCAGCUUUUUUCUUUCUUUUUUUCUCAGACCAAAAGGAAGGAUUUUCAUGAUUAGGAUCUUGGUUUAAAUUUAAACUCUGCUUCAUUUACAUUGUUGCCAGAUAUAUUAUUCUUCAAGCAUUUUAUCUGUUUGAACUAUCACAACUUUUCAUAAACAGAGUACAGUGUUUUCUUAUCAAAUGCUGUGCCUGAAUAAUGAUUCAGAUUAUAACAUGAAUAGUUGUUUUAAUAUUUAAUUUUUGUUAUUACACUGUAACUCACUGCUGCACUGAUUUAAGAGGCGCGAUUUGAAAAUCUGAGUACAGUUCUUCCAUUGCUCAGAAGCCACUUUGUUAAAUGAAGUGCAUCACUGUUUGUUUAAGCUUUGCUUUGCAAAUAUAUUUAAAUGUUCAUUGUGUAUGUAGUUUUGCACUAAAACAAUGUUAUUUA
Molecule: messenger RNA, 3188 nt
Organism: Thalassophryne amazonica
Lineage: Eukaryota; Metazoa; Chordata; Actinopteri; Batrachoidiformes; Batrachoididae
Gene: clcn7
Product: chloride channel 7
Exons: 25
Coding region: 1-2400 (799 amino acids)
Biological process (GO): transmembrane transport; chloride transport
Cellular component (GO): intracellular membrane-bounded organelle; lysosomal membrane
Molecular function (GO): voltage-gated chloride channel activity
Source: RefSeq, a predicted model, not a curated record